Molecule: messenger RNA, 3992 nt
Organism: Dicentrarchus labrax (European seabass)
Lineage: Eukaryota; Metazoa; Chordata; Actinopteri; Moronidae
Exons: 25
Coding region: 124-3339 (1071 amino acids)
Biological process (GO): protein polyubiquitination
Cellular component (GO): nucleus
Molecular function (GO): ubiquitin conjugating enzyme activity
Source: RefSeq, a predicted model, not a curated record
UCAAAACAUUUAAAUCACCAACAGAUUUCCACAUAUUUGAUCGUUUUUCUACAAGCUCCUCCCUCCAGUGAAUAGAAACUGAAAGUAAACAGCACUGUUGUAGGAUAUCUGAUACACGUCAAGAUGGGUGCAAUAUUCAACGUGCUUGAAAGGUUCCGACUGGAAUCUUACUACAACCAGUUUUUCCAGUUGGGUGUAAAAGAUGAACGAGAUUUCCUGGAUGGCGUCACAGAUGAAGACCUAAACAACAUUGGUCUAAGUCAUGUGGAGAGGAAUCGUUUUUCAGCUAUGAAAAUCUUCAUUCAAAGACUCCGAGCUCCAGAGCGCCACGUUCAAACUGUGACGCCUGUGCAAAAAUCAUUGGAGUCGUUCCAUCUGCAGUACACAUACCCGAAAUGUCCUCAACCCAAACAAAUUAAAGAUAUGGAUCCAGCACAGAACACAGUUGAGGACCUGAUGUUAAGGAUCGGCCAUCUUGAAAGUGUCGGCAAUUCCAGAGGAGUUUGUCUCUACACAAUCGAUGGGAUGCCUCUGACAGACGAUCCCUUCUUCAACACAUGGUCUUUGAAUGACAGACAUAUUCAAAGCGGAGCUGUGAUUUAUGCCAUAUUCACACCGAAGGAAAACCUGAAACAGGCUCCUCAGAUACCAAAGCGAGAGGCUGGCGAAACCUACGGAGACGAUGUGGUUCGAUGUCACGUUAUGCUUAAGGGAGACUUUGAGGUGACGGUGAACUUGGAAAGUGACACCAUGACCAGUCUGAGACUCAAGCUGGCAAAUGAAAGUGGAAUCCCGGCACAUGUCCUUUAUUACAAAGGUAAACACUCUGCCGGCGACACGCUGCAGAGAUGUGGAAUCUCUGACGGGUCAACGGUUUUCUUCACUUUGUCCACAUUUUCUGACGAGACUCCACACAGUGAGACGUUCUUCAUUAAUGACGUUGUGCCUACAAUCCAGCAAACCCAGAAAGGAAUCAGCGUCUUCUUGUCUUCACUCUAUGCUGUUCGAAGUCAUUAUAAAAAAGAGAGCCUAAAGAAGCUGAUUUCCUACAUACGAAAACUGACCGGAUGUCACCCUCUCGGCCAAAGUUUGCAUCAGUUGCUCUGCAGGAAUGAAAAGUUAACCAGAAAUCAGAAGAUUGCAGUUGUUGAAGGCUUGUACAUACUCUUCAGAGAGCUUUUGCCCCAACGCGGGACACAACGAGGGGAGAAAGUCAUUGAGGACCUGGACGUCUUUGAGAAUUCACUGUACUGCUGGGCACAUCUCCUAUCAGAGGCAGAGAAACAGGGAGCAGAUCAAGAGAACUAUGCACCAAUCACUCUAACGGCUGAAGAUGGCAGUCGUUUCUGUGAACCAGUCAGAGUUCCUGGAGUACCUAAUGCCUUUGAACGAGCAUACGUUCUCCAGAAAAUUAAAGAUGGAGAGAAAAUUCCAAAUUGCACUGAAGCAUUUUUGCGGGAAACAUCAUUACAGAGAGCCAACGACAUUGAAAAAAUCCUGCUCAGUUUGCCUCCGUUCAUCCGAACAUAUCCUCUUUGGAUUCAUCAUGACAAGAAGACUGGUCAGAACUUUCAGAUAAAGAUGGAGAAGACUUUUGGAAGUAUGGUGGAAAAUUUAAAAUCUCCCUCCAAUCAAAACCUCAAUGUGACCCCACCUCUACGUUUAAAGGAGCUAGGACAGUGUGGGGCACGCCUUGUUCUACUGAGUGAAGACAACCUUGGUGUGUGUUUGUAUAAAGAAAAAGGACUCCCAGAUAUGAUCCAAGUGCUUGAUUGUUUGAAUGGUAAAACAAAGUCAGUGGAUGUAAAUCUGUUGGCAGCAAAGACUGGUGACCAUAGAGAUGACCAAACAUUUGUCACAACAAGGAGUCCAAAAGAAGCUAUACUGGUGCUGAUAGAUACAAGCUCAUCCAUGGAGGAAGAGUGCUACGGAAGUGGUGAAAUAAAGAAAAUUAAUGUGGUGAAAGAGCUCUUUGACAACUUUGCAACAAGGAGCAUGGCUUAUGAUUUCCAUCACAUCAUUGGCCUCGUGAAGUUCGACUCCAUGGUGAAAACUCUCCACACAUUUACGGAAAAUCUGGAAAAGUUCAAGGAACACAUACGUAACCUUGAGGCAAGUGGAUGUACUCUGCUGUAUGACGCCCUACGACGCGGGGCAUCCGAGUUGGAAAAGGUCAAGGCGAGGUUCCCAGAUUGUAGACUUCGCAUCAUGUGUCUCACUGAUGGGAAUGAUUCUGGAUCCUCCAUAGAGCCAGUUCCUGUUACAGCCAGACUGCUCAAAUCUGACAUCAUUGUGGAUUCAAUCCUUCUCGGGAAUGUGGAGAACAAUAUGCUGCAUGGAAUCAGCAACGCAACAGGUGGUUGCUGUUUCAAACCACAGACAACCAAAGAGGGUCUGAGGCUUUUUGAGAUUGAGACCGUUCUGUCUUUGGAGCAGAGGACACUCAAGGAAAAACUGGACCCAUCUUCCAUCAGUGAGGAUAUUUUGUCAAGCAUCUUUGCUAGUCAAGGGUAUGACGAAUACCCAGAGACGUCCCUGCCAAGUCAGAUACACAGCAAAGUGACAGUGACAGAGAGAACCCUGAAGAAGAAGAUAUCGGAGUUAAAAAAGGGCUGGUUUCUGGAGAAGGACAAACGUAUCCUUGAGGAGCUCAGGAGCCUACAUUGUGACCCGCAUCCCUUCUUCAGGGUCUUUCCAUCAGAGUCAGACUUUACGUUCUGGAAGAUUCUCAUGGAGGGUCCUCCUGACACACCGUAUGAGAAAGGAGUGUUUGAGCUGUACUGCCAGUUUGGUCCCGACUACCCAGUGAAGCCUCCACUCGUCCGCUUUGUCACACAAGUGUACCACUGCAAUGUCAACAGUGUGGGUCGCAUCUGCCACAACAUAUUUGACCGCAACUACAACGCUCACAUCACAAUGAGAGAGAUCCUAGAAGCUGUGUAUGGACUGCUCAUCAUCCCUGAGCCUGAGGAUCCACUGGACAGCAUUUUGGCCGAAGAAUUCCUGACGAGCCGUGAGACGUAUGAGAGAGAAGCAGAGAAACAUACAGAGGAAACAGCAGGAAACUCACUGGAUGACAUGGAGAAAAAAUUGGUGGAUCCUGUGCCACAAUUCGUACCCCAACAUCUGAUCUGUCCGCUUACGAAGAAGAUGUUUAUUGAUCCUGUGAAAACCAUAUACGGCACCGUGUAUGAACGCAAGGCCAUUGAGGAACACCUGAAACAACACGAGUACGAGCCGUUGGCUGGCCCAGGACACGAGCUUGAAAUGGGUGACAUCACGGCAGACCAGGACAUGAAGAAAAUGGUGAUGGAUCAUCGUUCUCGUCAAAUUAAGUGAAUCAGAGCAGAAACAUUUUGAAGUUGAGGAAAGUUAGCUACACCUCAGUACUUUCAUGCAAAUUCAUCUCUCUGAAGAGACGUUCGAUAAUUGUUUGAUAAGCUUGUUCAUACUACAAGUUUAGAUUUAAUGUUUCAUAACGUACAUUUCAAAGUUUCUUUUCAUAAUCAUAUUACACAUAUUAUUCCCAACAAUCAUUCAUACAUUUAUUUAAUACAUUUACUUUUUAUUGGGUAUAAUGAAUCAAAGUUUAUUGCAUUUCUCUUACUCAUAAGUGUAACAAUAAAGGAUGAAGAAAAGAGGGAUUGAGUGAUGGAUGCAGCUUUACUUCUUCAUUUUCAACGAUGUUGAAACAUCUUUUCUUCAAGUCAUCCAGUUAAAUCUGAUGUAUUGUGAUGAUCUAGUUGUUUUUAUGCGGUCAUGCCAUAGCCUGAUGUUUCUAAAUAAAUAAAGUAACUACUAUCUUUCACUUUGAAGUUGAAGAAUAGUUUUUGUCAACUUUUGAAUAGUUUUUUUUAUCUUUUUAAGAGUAAUUAACACUUUUACAUACAAUAUCCAGUUGAAAUAUUCAUGGAACAGAGUUUAAGUUUAUGAACAUGCAAAUUGAAUUUGGGUGGAUAGCCUUAUGUGACAAUAAAGGAUAUUGCAAAACC